Papaver somniferum (opium poppy) is the source of this 1373-nucleotide messenger RNA. RefSeq names its product protein FAR1-RELATED SEQUENCE 6-like. Lineage: Eukaryota; Viridiplantae; Streptophyta; Magnoliopsida; Ranunculales; Papaveraceae. Bases 96 to 896 code for a protein of 266 amino acids. The record is from RefSeq and is a predicted model, not a curated record. The transcript has 3 exons.
AAACACAGAAUAAGGAAAAAAUAGACGAACUGAGAAAAGAAUCAAAUAGAGAUAGGGAAGAGCAACAGAAGACAACAAAGAGGAAAUCGGAACCAAUGAAUUUUGAAGGCUAUGUGAGUGAAGAUGAUGGAAUAAUAUUAGGAGAAGAUUUAACUGUACAUGAAGAAGACCCCGUGGGUAUGGAGAUGGGCGCAGAUGAAGACACCAAGAUAUUGAUAGAAAAUUCUGUAGGGACGCUUGGAAGUGAGGACGGAGAGAUGGUUGGGAUUUCGGAUGGAGGAGAUAUAACUGUAAAUGAAUUGAAUGGAAACGAUGAUGAACCGCAUAUAGGUAUGGAGUUUGAAUCUGAAGAAGCAGCGAAGAUAUAUUAUGCUACAUAUGCUAGGCGGGUUGGUUUUAUUACUCGAGUUGGUAAUUGUCAUCGUUCAGGUCGUGACAAUUCCGUUAUAAGUCGGAGAUUUCUUUGUAACAAAGAAGGUUUCCGACUGAAUAGCAACAAGAUAAAGCGACUUGAAGGCAGAAAACCUCGAGCAAUUACGAGGGAAGGUUGCAAGGCGAUGAUUAUGGUUAGAAAAGAAAAGUCGGGGAGGUGGAUCAUCACAAAACUUGAGACUGAGCAUAGUCAUCCAUUAGGGAUCCCAUCCAACAAGAAUCGCCGUGUUUCUGUUCAGGCUCGGCCACAGGAUGAAAAGGAUAAGAAAAUUCGAGAAUUGUCUGCGGAACUUCAUCGUGCAAAUCAACAAUUAGCAGAUUGCCGGCAACAACUAGACAUGAUAUUGAAAGAUAUUGAACAACACACGAAUCAUUUAACGAAAAGUGUUGAAAAGGUAGUUGAGCAAGUAAAGGAACUUGAAGCUGAAGACCUAGAUUAUUCUUCUUACCAUAUUAGCAACUAGGUGAUGGUUUAUUUUUUCCGACCAUUCCUUUUUAAGUUGUCUACUCCCAUGAGUCCCUUGAUCUUUAUUCACGAAACCUAAAGGUCCUUGCCAUGCUAUACACGUGUCCAAAUUUUCAUGCAGGAUCUGGUUUUGUAGUUUUUUUUUUAAAGAAAUUUAUAUCUCCCGCUCACAAAGAGGGUCUCGAAGAUCUAGAUGGAGAAAGAUUGAUCUACAUGAGUGGGAUUACAUGAUAGAUUAGUUCUGUAUUAUAUAGGGAAAAUAAAAUUUGAAAUUUUUGAUAAUUUUAGUUUUCUCGCAUCAGGUAUGAUAUUGGUCUUGUUUCACCCUUCUUUAUACCUUUUCUUGAUCUAUUAUCCCAGACCGUUGGCAGAAGGAUCCAAUUGUCUCAUAUAUGUAAUAAUUUUGUUUCAAAUCCAUACGAAGCUCAUCUAUUUGCUUGUUUGCUCUAAAUAAUCAAACAGACUCUUUGUUUAA